CAGGCGCCGAUGUCUACAUUUUGGAUCCUUGUUGCCGUUACGCUACAACUUGGAUCGCAAUGGGUGGCCGCAAAAGAGAACAUCAAGACUUCGCCACGAUCGUCGGGAGAUGACGUCAUCGCUAUUGCGCAACAUCGUUCACCCCCGAUAUACCGGUCCAUGCCUGGCGUCUACCCGUUAGAAUACAAUGGACAACAGUCGCUGACAUGUGAUCUGUGCGAACCAGGUCAUUUUCUUGUCAAGCACUGUGACACUGAACAUGGCACGAUAUGUGAACAGUGUCCCCACAAUUUCUACAUGCGGUAUUACAACAACGGUGACAGGUGUCUCAGCUGCGGCGAUACCUGUGAUGAUGACCGUAACCUGGUCACCCUGCAGGAGUGUUCUCCAACCGCACCGCGGCGCUGUGACUGCAAGCCGGGAACAAGACAGGUGUACCGAGGGUCAAACGGACCUGCGAUGUGUUCGCCUGUUAAAACAGGCACAGGUACAACAGACUCCAAACAUGGCAAUGCUACAUCACUGCGAAAUCCUGACCACAAUGAAACAACACAGAAGACUACUACCAGCACUAGUAGUACAGGAAACACAACAAAAUGGGACUUAGACUCAUCAUUAGCCAAUGACACGCUGUCCUAUGACCUAGCGGAGAGUGAAUCAUUCGUUGUACCUCUUGCUGGCGGUCUUGCUAGUCUGGCGGGCAUUGCUGUGGCCGCUGUUGUCAUCGUGGCAUGCUGCAAAGACCAAUCUACUCCAAAUAAGGAGACGGAAAGCAACAUCAACAAAAACGUUGACUUGAGACAAGUAUUCAACUAUGUGGCUGACCAUGUCGGCAGUCGCUGGUCGCGUCUCGCAAGACAUCUGCCCGGUAACCUCCCGACACAGGCCGACCUUGACAGCAUCUACGAAAGGCAUCGUCCGGACGUUAAAGAAAUGGCUUUUCAGAUGCUCCUGAAAUGGAAGCAAAUGAACGGUAACAAAGCCUCCCUUGAGGGUCUUCAGCAGGGACUCCGCCGGUCCUUCCACCCCAUUAUCGCCCGUCAGGUUGGAAAAAUGCAGUGGCCCGAGAUGGUUUAGACGCCAAGACAUAAUAUGUGCCAAUUGAAGUAUUCUAUCGGUCAUGAUCUGUGAUGUAAUUAGGUAUUGAUUAGGUAUGACCAUAUUUGGAGUCAUGAUAAGUCAUGUAAGUGACCCAUCGUCUCUUCAAGACAGACAAUGAAGUGAUCAAAAGGUAUUGAGAGCUGAUUGGUUACAAAAGUCUGAAUAAGAAUAUGCGUAUCAGUAGCACAGUUACGGUGAGGGUCGCUUGUAGUUAACCCUAGUUUAUAGUUGUAUUUGUUAAGGUAGUUAAAGUUAUACAUGUAUGUGUCAAAGCGUGCAGCAACUCUAAAGGUAAAUGCCACUAAAGGUUUUUGGUAUUUACUUUUUAUCAUUGUAUUCCAUAUAGUAACCUAGACCAUGGUAUAUGCCGUACUGAAAGACACCUUGGGGUUGUAACUUAGCAUUGUAUCCACAUCAAACUUACGACCAUGUAAAUUAUCGAUACCCGCUAGCUUCAGUCGGUGUUACUAACAAAUAAAGUAAGCCAGAAGACGUAAUCCUCCGCACUAGUCCUCAGUUAUUACAAUGUCAUCUUAUACCUCAAAGAUAUGCAUUGUAAAAUAGUUUUCCUAUAAUAAUGCGUAAAUGCAGAGCUAAUACAGAAGUUGUAAGCGACUCGUUACAAUGUAUAUUUACGUUAACGUUACUCUUUAUGAAGUACUAGUACUUUCCUUUGUUUGUCACCCUGUCCCGGAAAGCAGUACAAACCAGUGCUUGGUUUAUCAGCUUAAUCCAAAGUCUGAAUGAAUGAAAUGGUAUAUGUUUAGACAUUACAGUGUUAGUAAUGGACAGGGAAUAAAUAUUACUUAUUAAUAAGUAAGUUAAUUUAUAUAAGUUAUUUACUGACCAGUAUAUCUUUAUUUUGUAUUUCUAAACUAACGGUAAUUUUGUUCCGCCUGUUCAUUGGUAAGUCACUGAAUUAAGAUAAAUAA
Branchiostoma floridae (Florida lancelet) is the source of this 2033-nucleotide messenger RNA. RefSeq names its product tumor necrosis factor receptor superfamily member 11B-like. The transcript is spliced from 7 exons. The coding region runs from base 10 to 1077 and encodes 355 amino acids. The record is from RefSeq and is a predicted model, not a curated record. NCBI's taxonomy places the organism in Eukaryota, Metazoa, Chordata, Leptocardii, Amphioxiformes, Branchiostomatidae. Gene Ontology annotation, molecular function: caspase binding; death receptor binding. Gene Ontology annotation, cellular component: cytoplasm; CD95 death-inducing signaling complex. Gene Ontology annotation, biological process: positive regulation of extrinsic apoptotic signaling pathway; TRAIL-activated apoptotic signaling pathway.